CGACCUGUCUACCCCUCCUCCGCAUCCUACCACACCUCACCAGCAGUCCAGAACCCGGUUCCCCAUAGAGCCGAUCCUGGACAAGGUCGAGGGUGACAGAGAUAGCAAGGAGCAGCGCAUCUCAACCACGACGACAGCUGCCAACAUGAACCACCACCAUCACCACACGCAGCAACAACAGCAGCAGCAGCAGAAAGCCGGCGAGCAGCAGCUCAGCGAACCAGAAGACAUGGAGAUGGAAGCUGGGGACACAGACGAUCCUCCAAGAAUUCCAGCCAAUCCAGUGAUCAAUGGUAACAUGGCCAUCGCAGAUGGACACAACAACACAGAGGAGGACAUGGAGGAUGACACAAGCUGGCGGUCAGAGGCCACCUUCCGGUUUGUUGUGGAACGUUUCAGCCGCCUGAGCGAGUCUGUGCUAAGCCCGUCCUGCUUUGUCCGGAACCUUCCAUGGAAGAUCAUGGUGAUGCCACGCUUCUAUCCAGACCGACCGCAUCAGAAGAGUGUGGGCUUCUUCCUACAGUGUAACGCAGAAUCAGACUCCACGUCAUGGUCUUGUCAUGCUCAGGCCAUGCUUAAGAUCAUCAACUACAAAGACGAUGAAAAAUCUUUCAGCCGCAGGAUCAGUCACCUGUUCUUUCACAAAGAGAACGACUGGGGUUUCUCCAACUUCAUGUCCUGGACUGAUGUGACUGAUCCAGAGAGAGGCUUCGUCGAUGAUGACAAAGUUAUUUUCGAAGUCUAUGUCCAGGCUGACGCCCCACAUGGAGUCGCCUGGGACUCUAAGAAACACACAGGCUAUGUUGGUUUGAAGAACCAGGGGGCAACAUGCUACAUGAAUAGCCUGCUGCAGACACUUUUCUUCACCAACCAGCUACGGCGGGCGGUGUACAUGAUGCCCACAGAGGGAGAUGACUCGUCCAAAAGUGUUCCACUGGCACUGCAGAGGGUUUUCUAUGAGCUGCAACACAGCGACAAACCUGUCGGCACCAAGAAAUUAACCAAGUCUUUUGGGUGGGAAACACUAGAUAGCUUCAUGCAACACGAUGUACAGGAGCUGUGCAGAGUGCUCCUGGACAAUGUGGAAAAUAAAAUGAAAGGCACUUGUGUAGAAGGAACCAUACCUAAGCUCUUCAGGGGAAAGAUGGUGUCAUAUAUUCAGUGUAAACAUGUGGACUACCGGUCAGAGCGGAUAGAGGACUACUACGACAUCCAGCUAAGCAUAAAAGGAAAGAAGAACAUUUUUGAGUCAUUCAAAGAUUAUGUGGCUACCGAACAGUUAGACGGAGACAACAAAUAUGAUGCAGGGGAGCACGGUCUACAGGAGGCUGAAAAGGGAGUCAAGUUCCUCACUUUUCCUCCUAUCCUUCACCUGCAGUUGAUGAGGUUCAUGUAUGACCCUCAGACAGACCAAAACAUCAAGAUUAAUGACAGAUUUGAGUUUCCAGAUCAGUUACCUCUGGAUGAGUUUCUCCAGAAGCCUGACUCCAAGGAUCCAGCCAACUACAUCCUGCACGCAGUGCUGGUCCACAGCGGCGACAACCAUGGCGGUCACUACGUCGUCUAUCUUAAUCCCAAAGGAGACGGCAAAUGGUGUAAAUUCGACGACGACGUGGUGUCGCGAUGCACCAAAGAGGAGGCCAUAGAACACAACUACGGCGGACACGACGAUGACCUCUCCGUACGUCACUGUACCAACGCCUACAUGUUGGUCUACAUUCGGGAGUCCAAGCUCAGCGAGGUCCUUCAGCCCAUGACAGACAUGGACAUCCCUCAGCAGCUGGUGGAGCGUCUGCAGGAGGAGAAACGGGUAGAAGCCCAGAAGAGGAAGGAACGUCAAGAGGCUCAUCUCUACAUGCAGGUCCAGAUGGUGACAGAAGACCAGUUCUGUGGUCAUCAGGGCAACGACAUGUACGACGAGGAGAAAGUCAAGUACACGGUCUUUAAAGUACUCAAGAGCUCCACGCUGCAGGAGUUUGUGCAGAACCUCUCCCAGACAAUGGGUUUCCCACAGGACCAGAUGAGACUGUGGCCCAUGCAAGCUCGAAGCAAUGGUACCAAGCGCCCUGCCAUGCUCGACUACGAGGCAGACUGCAGCAAGUCUAUGAUCGACUUGAGUGACAAUGAAAACCCCUGGACAAUAUUUUUAGAGACUGUGGAUCCAGAGUUGGCAGCCAGUGGUGCCACGUUACCCAAGUUUGAUAAAGAUCAUGAUGUCAUGUUGUUCUUGAAGAUGUAUGACCCCAAAACCAGAAGCUUAAAUUAUUGUGGACAUAUCUACACACCUAUAUCCUGCAAAAUAAGCGACCUACUGCCCGUUAUGUGUGAGGGAGCUGGCUUGCAGCAGGAAACUAGCUGUAACAUCNAUCUAUUUACAGAAGUAAAGCCCAAUCUAACGGAGCGCAUACAGGACUACGAUGUCUCUCUGGACAAGGCCCUGGAUGAGCUCAUGGAUGGGGACAUCAUUGUCUUCCAGAAGGACGACCCAGAGAACGACAGCAGUGAGCUGCCCACAGCGAAGGACUAUUUCCGCGAUCUGUACCACAGAGUGGACGUCAUAUUCUGUGACAAGACCAUCCACAACGACCCUGGCUUCGUGGUCACACUGUCUAACCGCAUGAACUACUUUCAGGUGGCCAAGACGGUAGCACAGAGGUUGAACACGGAUCCAAUGCUGCUGCAGUUCUUCAAGUCACAGGGGUACAGGGAUGGUCCAGGGAAUCCUCUCAGACACAACUAUGAGGGAACACUGAGGGAUCUCCUGCAGUUCUUUAAGCCGAGACAACCCAAGAAACUCUACUACCAACAGUUAAAGAUGAAAAUAACUGACUUUGAGAACAGGAGGAGUUUUAAAUCCAUAUGGCUCAACAGCCAGUUCAGAGAGGAGGAAAUCACCCUCUAUCCUGACAAACACGGCUGUGUGAGAGACCUGUUGGAAGAAUGUAAAAAGGCAGUAGAGCUGUCUGAAAAAGGCUCUGAGAAACUCAGGCUGUUAGAGAUAGUAAGCUAUAAAAUCAUUGGGGUUCACCAGGAGGACGAGCUGCUAGAAUGUUUAUCUCCGGCUGCCAGCCGCACCUUCAGAAUAGAGGAGAUUCCGUUGGACCAGGUGGACUUGGAUAAGGACAGUGAAAUGCUUAUUCCAGUCGCUCACUUCCACAAAGAAGUUUUUGGAACCUUUGGGAUCCCGUUUUUGCUAAAGAUUAGACAGGGCGAAUCUUUUCGGGAGGUGAUGAGGAGGAUCCAGACGAUGCUGGACAUUCAGGAGAAAGAAUUUGAGAAGUUUAAGUUUGCGAUUGUAAUGAUGGGCCGACAUCAGUACAUCACUGAAGACGAGUAUGAGGUCAACCUGAAGGACUUUGAACCACAGCCAGGUAACAUGUCCCACCCGCGCCCCUGGCUUGGGUUGGAUCAUUUCAACAAAGCUCCAAAGAGAGGUCGCUACACCUACCUGGAGAAAGCAAUCAAGAUCCACAACUAAAGCAGCGCGCCCUUCCUCUGUGACCUCCUCCUCCUCCUCCUCCACUUCGUCCACCUCCUUCUGCUCCUGUUGCUCCGCCUUCCUCCGACCCUCUGUAACACACGAUAACCACAGACUGUAACCAACCGUGUGCGAGAGCCUCUGGUCAUGUGUGUGCGUGCGUGCGCUCAUAUGUAUGUAUGUAUGUAUGUAUGCCCGGGUUUGGGUGUGUGUGCGCGUGUGUUUGUGUGCUCAUCACUUUUAACACCCUGCCUGGACACCUCUACAGCUCUACACCGGCACUGUCUUCAGCGAUAUGGAUCUUGCUGCAACUGAUGGAUUAUUCUUCAACCACAAAAUAAACUGCACCAACCACCACCUCCUGACUGUUUAGUUUGUUGUUUAUUUAAUUCUUGAGUUGUCUCUCCCUUUGUUUGGGUGGUUUUCUGGCUUUUCUACGUGUCGAUUGCCGUAUAGAAUUUUUUUUUUCCUUGUCCGUCUGGAAGUCGGAGAAAUGAUUGGGUUUUAAUAGAUGACAAAUAGGAUAGAAGUACGCACGAAUAUAAUGAACUUUCUUUGCCCCCCCCGUCCCUCCCCGUCCCCCUCUCCCCGUCCUCCAUUGUCACCCCCACCCUCAUCAUCAUCACGUUGGUUUUACGAGUGGUGCCGCUGUGUGUAGAGUCUGAUGGAAAGGUCUUGGCAAAAACCUGACAGGAAAAAAGAAAAAAAAAAAGAAACUUUGAGGGAAGCGCUGGUUGUGAUUCUGCAAACUGACGUCCCUCCUAACGCUUCUGAGAGCCUGAUUUGGUUCUCUGCUAUUUCUGCUCCCUUCCUUUAGCUACAGAAAUAAGGGUUUGAAAAGUUUACACGUUACACAAGUUUUUUUGUUACUUUCCUAGGUUUUUUUUUUCUUUUGCAAAACUUUUUUUUUUUUUCUGUAAAGUAAAAGUUCGAACAAUCUGUCUAAAAAUAAACGGAAAACUAAGGAAAUUUGUCUGUAUUUCAUCCUGCACGUUGGCACUUAAUGUCAGAGGUUCCUCAGGACGGGCAGAAAAACACGGUGGCUGUGGAUUUGACUUCAAACAUUAACUCACUUGACCUUUAAUUUUUUAUUUUUUUUAUUUGUGGGGGCAGUUGUUUUUCUCAGUCAUUCCUCUGAACACAAACUUCCCCCUUAAUCUCCCGGUUCAGUCGUUAGUCCCCAUGUGGUUGGAAGUGGUAACUGCUGCGUUGUGCUUGGUUAGGGAGCUGCAGACACUUAGAGCCCACAUUUGUGAGGAUUGUGUAGAGACAAAACCAGCAUUGUAAGAAACACUUUAAGCCCGAUGAAUUUUUAUUUCUUUGUUUUCUUUUGGAAGCGGCGAUGAAACGCUCUCCUCAUGGCUAUGGCUGGCUCUGUAAAGACAACAUUUAAGAAUUGUAUAUUUAAAAAUAUGAACGUGUAAAAUUAAAGAGAAACACGCCUUUGUUGUUGGGUACAGAAGGAGCCAGGUGUUCAUAUUUCUUGUGUGUAGGUUUUUUUUUUUUCUUUACUUUGCGUUCCUGAUGUACCAUGGAUGAUGAUGAUUUUUUUUCUGUUACAAUAUUUUUUCUUUUUAAAAAAAACUAACUGCAUUGGUUUUGUCUUGAUGAAAAAAAAAAUAAGUGCAGUACGAUGAUGACCUGCAGAAUCACACCUUAAUUUGAUGGUUUCCAGUUUAAAAAUCCUCAGUGUAGCAGCAGCAUAUGACAACUAUUCCUGUAUAUUGCCUUUUUGCUGGAAAAAUGUAUGUUGAAUAAAAUUUUCUAUAAAAACAAA
Cynoglossus semilaevis (tongue sole) is the source of this 5255-nucleotide messenger RNA. RefSeq names its product ubiquitin specific peptidase 7 (herpes virus-associated) (gene usp7). The transcript is spliced from 31 exons. NCBI's taxonomy places the organism in Eukaryota, Metazoa, Chordata, Actinopteri, Pleuronectiformes, Cynoglossidae. The record is from RefSeq and is a predicted model, not a curated record. The coding region runs from base 146 to 3478 and encodes 1110 amino acids. Gene Ontology annotation, biological process: regulation of protein stability; protein deubiquitination. Gene Ontology annotation, molecular function: protein binding; cysteine-type deubiquitinase activity. Gene Ontology annotation, cellular component: nucleus; cytosol.